Messenger RNA from Myxocyprinus asiaticus (Chinese sucker), 4483 nucleotides. Its product is annotated as NACHT, LRR and PYD domains-containing protein 3-like. Bases 308 to 4027 code for a protein of 1239 amino acids. The transcript has 11 exons. The record is from RefSeq and is a predicted model, not a curated record. Lineage: Eukaryota; Metazoa; Chordata; Actinopteri; Cypriniformes; Catostomidae. Gene Ontology annotation, molecular function: protein binding.
UGACGAGUGAGUCUGUCAGGAUAAAGUGAAAGUAGCUUACUGUGAUCACACAGUAAAGCUUUCGUUUUGUCGGUUUGUUUUCCAAACUUUAAUCAUAAAUAUGAACAAACUUGUCGGGAUUUUGAGGGUACGAGGAGAAAUAAGGCAAAAAACAGAAGUAACAAGUGAACCAGAAACGAAGUGUGUGACUGUUUUCCGCUUCAGAAAAGGAAGUGCAUGUCUAGAAAGUGCUGCAAUGAAGACUGAAAGAGAAACUACGUAAUUCUGUCUCAAAGUCUGUGGCUGGAACUAAACUCACAACUGCAUUAUGGCUGAUCAUCCUGACCGGCUGUGUGAUUCUGUAUCUAACCAGUCAUCCAUAGUCGCCCAUAGUGGAGGCGUCGCCAACGUACCUCAAAUAAUUGGUUGCCAUGUGACAGGAUCAGUGAACUUCAACAUUGCAACACAUGUGCAUGCUUCAGCAAACAACGAGCAAGCCCAAUGUACAGAUUCAUCUAAGGAUAAGGCUACUAAUGCUGUACAAAGCAACAUCCAGCAACUCAGUGAGAGACUGAAAUUCAGUUUCAAGGGGAAGUUUGAGAGAAUCUUUGAAGGACUUGCGAAAAGGGGAAACCAGACUCUCUUGAACAGGAUUUACACAGAACUUUACAUCAUAGAAGGAGAGAGUGUAGGGGUGAAUGAAGAACAUGAGGUUUGGCAGAUUGAUACUGUGAUGAAGACACAACUGUACAAAGACACUCCAAUCUACUGCAAUGACAUCUUUAAACCCUUACCUGAACCAGGAUGUGAGGGGAAGAGAAAAGACCAAAUAAAGACUGUUCUUACUAAAGGCAUAGCUGGAAUUGGAAAAACAGUCUCUGUGCAGAAGUUUAUUCUGGACUGGGCCGAGGGAAAAGCCAAUCAGGAUGUAGAUUUCAUGUUUGUGCUUCCAUUUCGAGAGCUGAACUUGAUUAAAGAUGAGCAGUACAGUCUUCACAAACUUCUGCUGGACUUCCACCAUGAUUUAAAACAGAUGGAAAGUGUGGAGAUUUAUGAGAAAGGUAAAGUUGUAUUUAUAUUUGAUGGUCUGGAUGAAAGUCAGCUCAACAUGUAUUUUGACACAGAAAGAAGAGUCUCUGAUGUGACUAAAAAAGCAAAGGUGGACGACCUGAUCAUCAAUCUCAUAAAAGGAAAUCUUCUUCCAUCUGCUCUGUUGUGGAUCACCUCUCGACCAGCUGCUGAAGACAAGAUUCCACCAGAGUUCCUGGAUCGUGUGACAGAAAUACGUGGAUUCACUGACCCUCAGAAGGAGGAAUAUUUCAGGAAGAGAAUCAGUGAUGAGCAUCAAGCCAGCAGAAUCAUCUCACACAUUAGAAAAGCAAGAAGCCUCCACAUCAUGUGCCACAUACCAGUCUUCUGUUGGAUAACAGCAACAGUUUUGGAGAAAAUGCUGAAAAACGGAAAUGAACAAAUCUCCUCAUCUCUGACUGAAAUGUACACCCGCUUCCUUCUUAUCCAGAUCAAUGAAAACAAGAGAAAAUACUUUGGAAUCAGACAAAUGGAUGCACGGAAACUGUCCGACUCAGAUGUAGAGAUCGUUCUUAAACUCGGCCAUCUUUCUUUUGAAAAGCUGAAGGAGGGUGUUCUUGUGUUUUCUGAGAAGGAGCUGAGAAAGUUUGGCAUUGAUGUGAACGAGACAUCAGAGUGGCCAGGGAUUUGCACACAUAUACUCAAAGAGGAAGAUCCGAUGUUUACAGUGAGCAAAUACAGCUUUGUGCACUUCAGCUUUCAAGAGUAUCUUGCAGCUCUCUACGUGUUCUGCUCAUUUGUUGUGGAGAAAGACAAUCUGCUGGAGCCCCUCCGAAAAAAGCUAGAAGCUAGAAGAUUGGCUGUUUAUUAUGAUUACAGUGAUGAUGAAUACGAUCACGAGUAUGAUGGCUUUGCAGAUGAUGACCCAAACAGAGCUUCUGUGAAAGAGGAAACCUUGCAUGACUUCCAGAGAUGCGCCAUCGAUUUAGCUUUGGAGAGCCCACGUGGACAUCUGGAUCUUUUUCUGCGGUUCCUUCUUGGUCUCUCCUCUGACCACUGUCAGAUGUUGCUGAGGUGCUUUCAACUGACAGAGAACAGUGUUCUGGACGAUAUUCAAAAGACAAUACUCUACAUCAAGACCAAGCUCAGAGACGACAACAACCGGAGAGCUCCAUCUGCAGAACGUUGCAUAAACCUACUUUUCUGUCUGUUGGAGCUAGGCGAUCAGUCCAUGAUAGAGGAGAUUCAAAGAUUUAACAACUCUGAGCAACAAAUGAGACAGAAGCUGACAGUUGGGCAAUGCUCCACUCUGGCCUACAUAAUACAGAUGUCAGAGGAGGUUCUGGAUGAGCUGGACCUUAGCAAAUACAACACAUCGGAGGAAGGUCGAUUGAGGCUAGUACCAGCUGUGAUCAACUGCAGAAAUGCCAAAUUAUCAGCGUGCAUUCUUAACAAGAAUUGCUAUGAGACAAUAGCCUCUGCGCUUCUAACAUCUAACUCAGUCUUGCAAGAACUGGAUGUCAGCUGGCAGUGUCUGAGUGACCUAUCACCUCUCCUUCCUGGACUGGAGAGUUCCUUUUGCAGACUGCAGACUUUGAACUUCAGUCACACUAAACUGGAGAAAACAGGGGCUUUUCUUCUGCGUGCUGCUCUGUUGGGCCCUCACAUUCAACCUCAUACCUUGAGAGUCUUUGCGUGCAGUCUCAAAGAUGAUUGUGCUGAUGUUCUGGCUUUGGCCCUUGAGCUGUCUGAAUCGAGACUGAUGGAGCUUAAUCUCGGCUACAAUAACUUCACUCCAGUUGCAGUUGAACGAGUCUGUCAGGGGAUCUUGUGUCCUAAUUGUGAGCUGAUGAAAUUCAGCCUAUCUGGCUGCCAGGUUAGUAUGGAUUCUUGCAUCAUGUUGGCUUCAGCUCUAAGAGACUCGUUUCUGACCAAGCUGGAUCUGACGAAAAGCUCGUUAGGAGAUCAAGGAGUGAAGCUGCUCUCAGCUGGACUGAUGAGUCCUCACUGUCAGUUGAACAUACUGAGGCUCCGAGAAUGUGCACUCUCAGGAACCUCAUGUCUUUACCUGGCAGUGGCAUUGAGCUCUUUCUCUGUCCUGAGAGAGCUGGACCUGAGUAACAAUGACCUGCAGGAUUCAGGAGUGAAGCUGCUCUCUGCUGGUUUGCAAAACUCUAUUAUUAAAUGUCUGAGGCUAUCUGGCUGUAGGGUGACAGAGGAUGGCUGUUGUUAUGUGGCUUCAGCUCUGAUUUCAAACCCUUCACACCUGAUAGAGCUGGAUUUAAGCUACAAUCACCCAGGAGAAUUAGGAGUCAAACUGCUCUCUGACAGACUCAACGAUCCAAACUGCAGUCUGGAGAUUCUAAAACUGGAUCAUGGUGGACCUUCUCGAAUAAGACGAGGUUUUUGGAAAUACUACCAAGAGCUCAACAUGUGGACCACACACCCUGAUCUGGCUCUGUCCCCAGACAGAAAAGGAGUGAUUGGAUUACCAAAGAUCUACUUCCCAUUCUUUGGUGAAGAUGAGGAACCAGCCUCCUGGGUUGAAGCAUCCUGCCAGGAAGAGUUAUCAGAAGGUCGUUUUUACUGGCAGGUUGACUGGAAUGGUUUGGUAACUAUUGGAGUGAAAUUCAAACAACGAAAAAGUUUUGCCAGAAAGAUUCUUAAACUUUUUUGCACCAAAGACAUAUACUGUGCAACUCAAGAGGACAAGUUCCGUACACAAUCCAUCUCAGUCAGUAAAAUGCCCAAGACCAAGACAAUAGGAGUGCUUCUGGACUGUGGAGAAGGAACUCUCUCCUUCUACAGCAUCUUCUCUCAUGGCUCAAGUCAUCUUCACACACUUCACACUACAUUCUCUGAGCCGGUGUCUCCCUUUUUCAUGUUCAAUGUGGCAUAUGAGGAAACUCACCCUCCGUCUGUGAUCAUACACACACUAGUGCCAAGUUCUGUUGUACAGACACAGAUAAUGAUGAUACCAAAUGCUAUGGAUGUACUUGGCUACCCUUACACAGUAUAAGUUCAGUUAUUUAACUGUAGUACAAGUGUGGUAAAUUAGACCCAGUAGAACAGCAGUGCUGAAAAUUGAAGAGCUGCUGAAUCCAAAUCACCACACUUGAAAAUCGUAUGAUUAAUUCUGAGAGAAACAUGCCGUAGAGGAAAAUUUCUUAAUUCUUUGCAUUCAGUCGAUUACAUUUGAGCAAGAUCAAAUGCAUUUUUUCUUGCUGAAAAACAAAGAUUAUGUAGAGCAAUGUAAUCUCAAAUUCAUUUUGUUGACAUUACAUAUAACUUCGCAACGUUCUUAAAAUUACCUGGUGUUUUGUUUUUUACAUGUAACAUCACAUUUGAAUGCAGCUUUAACUCUCCAGUCUCAUUUCCAAUGGUCAUUAACCCUCGGUACUGAAAUGCAUCUGUUAUGGUUGCAGUUAUGCUCUGUAUAUUUUUGGCUAUUUUAUAUUAAAGAUCUCACAUACAA